This is a messenger RNA of Polistes canadensis, 1229 nucleotides long. RefSeq names its product protein ARV1 (gene Arv1). Lineage: Eukaryota; Metazoa; Arthropoda; Insecta; Hymenoptera; Vespidae. Bases 413 to 1126 code for a protein of 237 amino acids. Gene Ontology annotation, biological process: regulation of plasma membrane sterol distribution; sphingolipid metabolic process; sterol metabolic process. The record is from RefSeq and is a predicted model, not a curated record. Gene Ontology annotation, cellular component: cortical endoplasmic reticulum; Golgi apparatus. The transcript has 5 exons.
AAAAUGUAUAAAUGUAAUGUUACUUACUAGUUGCAUUAAAUGAAUUUGUGUAAAUGAGUUGGACAUAUCUGGACUAAGCCAUUGAAGUAUUGUAUAUUAUGUGAUAAAGUGUUUAAUCAUUAAAAAGUGAACUCAUUCGAAAAUUCUAGAAACGUUUUAAAUGCUACUUAUAGAACAUAACCAUAAAUAAACGUUUUCAUUUAGUAUUGUUUUGGAUGUCCGCACACAUUAGUGACAUUAGUGAUGGUUUUUUAAAUUGCAUAAUGGUAUUUUAAUGAUGCAAAAUUUGAGCUGCAGUCUUAUUGUAUUUUUGGGCGAUUUUCAAAACAACAGCAUUGGUUAAUAAAUCUGGAAGGACAUCAGUCUUUCCUAGUAAUUUUACCAGUCCACGGGUACCCAAAGGUUUAAUCUCAUGUAUAUCUGUAUAAAUUGUGGAACUGAGACAGAAGAACUUUAUAGACGAUACUGUCCAAGCGUUCUUAAAGUUUUAAAAUGCGUAAAGUGUGGAUUAUUAGCUGACAAAUAUAUCGAAUAUGAUCCUGUCAUUGUAUUCGUUGACCUUAUUUUAUUGGAGAAACAAGCCUAUCAGCACCUUUUAUAUAACAGCAAUUUUAAAUCGUAUUGGAAGCUGAUGGUAAUGUUAUGGUUGGCUGAAGCCUUCAGAGUAUGGUCUUUUUGUGAAUCUAUUAAUAGUCAAAAAAGCAAUCAAGAUCUAGAAAACAGAGAUGUAUUUCAAGGAGACUGUAAUUUUUAUAUUCUUUUAUUGCGAACUGCCGUUACAUUGACAGCAUUUAUUGCCACUGUAAUUAUAGUUACUGAAAUACGUUGGCUAAUUAACGGGAAAAGGCCACACAAGUAUAAUGCCAAAGAUUUAACUAGAGCACUUAUUGUGGGAGGAUGUUCUAAAUUGUUAGGAUUAUUAGCUAUUAUAUGGAAACCAAUAGAAUUAGAUCUACAUUACAUAUUUGUUCAGGGCUAUACAGUUUUAUGCCUCAUGACAGCGUAUUCAGUUGUCUGUAAGACUGGAAAGAGUGGAUCUUUAAUCGGAUUGAUUGCUGGAUUUUUGGUUUGCGAUUACAUUUCUAAUUUUGUUUCUACAUUGCCUCUCUGUCCAAUGUUAUUCUAAUGUAAGGAUCGAUCUAAUACUAACGGAUUUUGAUGCUCAGGCAUCCUUGACAGAAAGAAUACUCCAUCCUACCACUAAUCUAUCAAAUCCGCAAGAAAAAAAG